Messenger RNA from Parastagonospora nodorum SN15, 1587 nucleotides. RefSeq lists its product as hypothetical. Lineage: Eukaryota; Fungi; Ascomycota; Dothideomycetes; Pleosporales; Phaeosphaeriaceae. The record is from RefSeq and is a predicted model, not a curated record. The coding region runs from base 1 to 1587 and encodes 528 amino acids. The transcript is spliced from 2 exons. Gene Ontology annotation, molecular function: FAD binding.
AUGCAGAUCUUGUUGUUGGCUUUGCUUGGCCUGAUGCCUUUUGGGGUGAUUGCCCAAGAGGUCUUCGAGCCCGCAGACUUCAAUGUCAAGGAGGCACUUUUGAAGAAUGGCGUUGAUGUGGCGGAUCUGCCGGAGCUUUCGCAGCUUGGAAAACGAUCUUCAAUGAGCCGUUGCGAAGUUGCUAUUUUCGACAAUGAUAAGGUUGCAAUUCGAGAAGACAACUCUUACGAGGCAUUUACCAGCCCCUUCUGGUCCGCACAACAGCAAGCGACUACACCACAAUGCAUAUUCAAGCCUGAGACAGCAGUCGAUGUCUCUACUCUCGUGCUCUUAUCGAGACUGACGCAAUGUCCUUUUGCUGUAAGAAGCGGGGGGCAUGCUGCAUUCGCUAGCGCCUCAAAUAUUCAGGGUGGCAUUACGGUCAACUUUGAGAAGAUGAAAGACAUCACGUUGUCAGAAGACAAGAAGGUUGCCGCCAUCCAACCCGGGAACAGGUGGGGUGAGAUCUACAGCAACCUCGAAAGUCACAAUCUCGCCGUAGUAGGUGGCCGUAUUUCUGACGUCGGGAUUGGUGGCUUGACAACUGGUGGUGGCAUCUCCUUCUUUGCAAACCAGUAUGGUUGGACAUGCGACAACGUAGACUCCUACGAAGUCGUUACGGCAUCUGGGCAGAUCGUAACUGUAUCACCCACGUCCUUUCCUGAUCUCUACUUUGCGCUCCGCGGCGGCGGCAACAGCUUUGCCAUCGUCACCAAGUUCAACUUGGAGACCUUUUCUCAUGGGCCUUUGAUGUUUGGCGGCCAUCUUCACUAUGACAACACGAGCUUUCCAGCUCUCUUCGAUGCCCUGGUCAAGCUUGGUGAAAGCUCAGCCGACGAUACCAAAGCCACACAAAUGAUCUCCCUCGUAUUCAACGCUACCACUGGUACUCAAAUGGCCAUCGCGGAACUGGAAUACGCGGAUCCUGUUGCCGAGCCGGCAUUUUUUGAGCCAUAUAGACAAAUUCCGGCGAUCUACGACACGACGAAGCUCGACACGCUUGCGAACAUCACGCAAGUCCUUAACAGCCAAAACCCCAAUGGUUACAGAGAGAGCUAUUGGACGGCAUCGGCUAAGCUUGAUCGAGGAAUUGUCCAAUUCGUGUACGACGUCUCUAAGGAGGAAUUCGCCAAGAUCACCGACGUACAAGGCAUUGUACCAGCAACCACAUUGCAGAUUAUCACUGUACCACAAAUGGAGCAGAUGCAAAAGAAAGGAGGAAAUGCCUUGGGCCUCGACUCAUCAGAUGGGCCCAUCUUGAACAUCCUUUUGACACUGAUGUGGGUCAAUAGUAAGGACGAUGCGCGCGUGUGGCAGGCGUGUGCAAACAUAUUGAAGAGAAUAGAAGAAGAGGCCAAGAGCAGAGAUUUGGCGAAUGAGUAUCUGUACAUGAACUACGCAAGUCAGUUUCAGGAUGUCAUUAGAGGCUAUGGGGCUAGCAAAGAGAUUUUGAAGAUUGUGGCAGAUAAGUAUGAUCCGACUCAAGUGUUUCAGAAGUUGCAGCCUGGGUACUUCAAGCUUGAUGGACCGCCGGCGGUAUUGCCCUAA